AAUUACAUCAAUCCAUUCUUGCCAACACCCACCUUCUUCCCCAGCGCCCUUCUUCCCAACCGCAGGCAGCAAUCACCUUCGACGACAAAGACUAUCCUCUCUAAAUUCACAUCAAUUCCUAUCCAGUGCCUUUUUUUUUCUUCUUCUUCCCAGUUCAAUUUUUUCAGAUUUGAAAUUGAAUGAUAAGUGGCUAUCCAGUGCCUUCUUCUUGUUCCCAAGUUUCAAUUUAUUCAGAUUCGAAAUUGAGAGAGAAGUGGAGAAUAUAGAAGAGUGCGACAAACAGAGAAGAGAGCGACAAACACGGUAAGAAUGAAAAGAAUUUGGGCUGAUAGUAUUUCUAUCCAAUGAAUAGAGAUACGAUCAAACCAUCUCAUCUUUUGAGUCGUUUGGAGGACAUUCUGGACUCUGAUCCUCUCAUUGAUGAAGUGGGGUUUAUUGACCCAUCUCAGUUUGCUACAUUCAAUGAAGAGGUCCACAAUUCUCCUUCUCCAUCUUCUAGAGUUGUUAAUGAGUUUGUCGAUGAAAUCAGCACACCGUCGCAAAAGGCUAGUAGUUUGGACAAUUUAUUUUGGCACAGGGAACAUAAGCUGGGCAUCUCUACCCUUGUUCUAGCUCCAUUGUAUAAUGAAGCUAAACAAGCAUUCAUGGAUGCUUAUAAGAGAUAUAGAUUGUUGAGUGAUUCUCAAACUAAAAAUGAUGAAACAUUAUGUAAAAAUGCUUUGGAUUGUUCAACAUCAAGUGCUGAAGGUGAAGUUAUGAGACAUAGUAGAGCACUUCUUCUGUUGAGCUGUGAUUUUGGCACAGCAUGGAAUUCCAGGAAGUUAAUUGUGUCGAAGAAGCAAUUGUACCCAAUGCUUAAGGAUGAACUACUCUUAUCAACUUUGGUUUUGUCAUAUUCACCAAAAAGUGAACGUGCAUGGAGCCACAGGAGGUGGGUGAUCAAGAUAGUGUCUGGGAAUUGUGUAAACCUGCAAGACAUAGUAGAAAGAGAAUCAAAUCUAGUGAAAUCCCUAGCAGAGAGGUCUAAAAUGAAUUACCGUGCUUGGAAUCACCGGUGCUGGUUAGUAUCCUACAUGUCAGAUUCACAGGUGUUGCUUGAACUGAUGAAUUCUCAAGAGUGGGCGGCCCAUCAUGUUUCUGAUAAUUCUUGUUUCCAUUACCGAGCUCGGUUAUUGCUCCAGAUCAUGGAGAAUUCACAGCAUAAUGAUACAGAUGGUUUGUCCAGGACAAGAUUACAUCGAAUAUGGAAGGAGGAACUAGAUUGGGUUCGGAUGUUGAUACAACGUUUUGUGGGAAGAGAGGCUUUAUGGCUUCAUCGGAGGUUCCUCUCACUGGUGUGGAUCAAACAACUAGCAGUCGAUCACCAAACCAAAUGUUGUCACUCUAGUUGCGAGACUUGCGACAUUAGUUUCUUUAUCGGAAAUGAACUAAAACUAUUUGAUUCUUGCGCAAUCAUCCCGGAUGUUAAUUUUGGGGACUAUCAAGAGCAGGCAACCCAUGCUGCAGCAUAUAUUCUGUGGCUUACCAAGCAACUUCCAAUGCUUUUCCGGGAAGAGCUUAAAAAAGGCUCACAUUAUGAGUCGCUCAAAACACUGGUGGAUGACGCAGGAAACCGCUGCCUUUGGGAUUCUGUUACUGCAUUCGGUGAUUUACAUUAAUAAAUGUUCAUUUGGCAAUACCUUGUGUGUCCCUGUUAAUGGUGAGUUGUUUUGAUCUUGUUGAAAGGCCUUGCGGAAAAAUAUAUAUAUAUAUAUAUAUAGAGAGAAAAAAAAAAAAACCCGGAUGUUGAUUAGUCCUAAUCAGUACAUAAAAUAUAAUCUGUCAGCACUCGUGUGUGGAUUAUUAGCAUGUAUUGUCUAUUUUAUUACAUAUAUAUAUAUAUGUGUGUGUG
Andrographis paniculata is the source of this 1891-nucleotide messenger RNA. RefSeq lists its product as uncharacterized. The record is from RefSeq and is a predicted model, not a curated record. Gene Ontology annotation, biological process: protein farnesylation; protein geranylgeranylation. Lineage: Eukaryota; Viridiplantae; Streptophyta; Magnoliopsida; Lamiales; Acanthaceae. Gene Ontology annotation, cellular component: protein farnesyltransferase complex; cytoplasm; CAAX-protein geranylgeranyltransferase complex. Gene Ontology annotation, molecular function: CAAX-protein geranylgeranyltransferase activity; protein farnesyltransferase activity. Bases 345 to 1658 code for a protein of 437 amino acids. The transcript is spliced from 11 exons.